GGGGCGAUGGCGGCGCGGUGGCUGGGGCUGCGUGCGGCGGGGCUGGCGCAGGUGCUCCGCGCCGCGGGCGCGGGGCGGGCCCCGGCCCGCGCCGUCGGGAGGAGCGUCCUUGGGGUCAUCCCGCGCCCAGGGCUGGCCUGGAGGCCUAGCAGGAGUGGCAGCUCUUCAGCUGAAGCGACUGCCGCAAAAGCGCAUGAUGACGCCUUUCUCCAGUGGUUUCUACUCCUCAUUCCUGGGACUGCCUUUGGCCUGGGGACAUGGCAGGUCCAGCGUCGGAAGUGGAAGCUAAAGCUGAUCGCAGAACUGGAGUCCAGGAUCAUGGCCGAGCCCAUCCCGCUGCCCGCAGACCCACUGGAACUGCGAAACCUGGAGUACAGGCCGGUGAAGGUCAGGGGGCACUUUGACCACUCCAAGGAGCUGCACCUGAUGCCAAGGACCAUGGUGGACCCGGCCCGGGAGGCCCGGGACGCCGGCCGGCUCUCGUCACCCGCCGAGAGUGGCGCCCACGUUGUCACUCCCUUCCACUGCACUGACCUGGGAAUCACCAUCCUGGUAAAUAGAGGGUUUGUGCCCAGGAAGAAAUUGAAUCCUGAGACGCGUCGUAAAGGCCAGAUUGAGGGAGAGGUGGACCUUGUGGGGAUGGUGAGGCUGACAGAGACCCGGAAGCCCUUUGUCCCGGAGAAUAAUCCAGAGAGGAAUCACUGGCAUUAUCGGGACCUGGAGGCCAUGGCCAGGCUCACGGGGGCAGAGCCCAUUUUCAUAGACGCCGACUUCAAGAGCACGGUUCCUGGAGGCCCCGUUGGAGGACAGACCAGAGUCACUCUGAGGAACGAGCACCUGCAGUACAUCAUUACCUGGUACGGACUCUGCGCGGCCACGUCGUAUCUGUGGUGUAAGAAAUUCCUGAGGCGGCCUCCUGCGAUGUGAGGGCCGGCUGGACAAGCGAAGCGCGGUUUCAGGAGAGAUCCGAUUCUGUGCUGGUUGCGUGCUGCAGGUGUUUUAUCAUCCUCUGUACCUCUCUCCCCAGAUGAGCCAGGUAAACUGGCGUCCUGAGCCCAGAGUGUGAGGUGGAUACGCGAGGUGUUUAGGGACAGCUUUUUCAGAAUUUGAGUGGCACACAACUGCACACCAAGUCUGACACAAAAGCUGCCUGCCCGGUGAGGGAAAGGGAUGAGGACCCUGGGUUUUUGCCGCCAUCCCAAUCUACUUACGGGUAGUUCAUUGGUAAUAAAAUCACUUAACGCAAAAA
Molecule: messenger RNA, 1249 nt
Organism: Phacochoerus africanus (Common warthog)
Lineage: Eukaryota; Metazoa; Chordata; Mammalia; Artiodactyla; Suidae
Product: surfeit locus protein 1
Exons: 9
Coding region: 7-927 (306 amino acids)
Biological process (GO): mitochondrial respiratory chain complex IV assembly
Cellular component (GO): membrane; mitochondrion
Source: RefSeq, a predicted model, not a curated record